AUGGCCAAGCUUUCGCGUGGUGCCCCCGGUGGCAAGCUCAAGAUGACCCUGGGUCUCCCAGUUGGUGCCAUCAUGAACUGCGCCGACAACUCGGGUGCCAGGAACCUUUACAUCAUCUCCGUCAAGGGUAUUGGUGCCAGGCUCAACAGGCUGCCGGCCGGUGGUGUUGGCGACAUGGUCAUGGCCACUGUCAAGAAGGGCAAGCCUGAGCUGAGGAAGAAGGUCCACCCCGCCGUCAUCGUUCGCCAGUCCAAGCCGUGGAAGCGCACCGACGGUGUCUUCCUGUACUUCGAGGACAACGCUGGUGUCAUCGUCAACCCCAAGGGUGAGAUGAAGGGCUCCGCCAUCACCGGCCCCGUCGGCAAGGAGGCUGCCGAGCUGUGGCCUCGUAUUGCCAGCAACUCGGGUGUCGUCAUGUAA
Pyricularia pennisetigena is the source of this 420-nucleotide messenger RNA. RefSeq lists its product as uncharacterized. Gene Ontology annotation, biological process: translation. The record is from RefSeq and is a predicted model, not a curated record. The transcript has 5 exons. Gene Ontology annotation, cellular component: cytosolic large ribosomal subunit; ribosome. NCBI's taxonomy places the organism in Eukaryota, Fungi, Ascomycota, Sordariomycetes, Magnaporthales, Pyriculariaceae. Gene Ontology annotation, molecular function: structural constituent of ribosome; large ribosomal subunit rRNA binding. The coding region runs from base 1 to 420 and encodes 139 amino acids.